Molecule: messenger RNA, 5928 nt
Organism: Rubroshorea leprosula
Lineage: Eukaryota; Viridiplantae; Streptophyta; Magnoliopsida; Malvales; Dipterocarpaceae
Source: the annotation of a GenBank genome assembly
AAUCUAAAUAUUAAUAUUUAAUGAGAUGGGUUUUUAAAAUUUUAAAUUGAGUUUUCAUUAAAUAAAACAAUGUAAUUUAAGGGUGGAUUUAAAAAAUAGAAAAAAACCAUGAGAGAGAGAGGAAGAGAGAGAGUGAGAGGGGUUCGCGGCGGACGACGGGCACGGGCAUCAGAGACGACACUGAGCUGGGAGUGGGUAGGAUCAGGCAGAAGAGGCCAACAACAGAGGUCAGAGGUGGAGAGACGAGGACAAUGGCAACCUGAGAGAAAACAGGGUCGAGGGAACCAGAAAGAAAGAUCGUAUGAUGAGGGUCUUUAUAAUCAAACCACCCCAUAUUUCUUCACCAACUUCCCGGAGCAUUGGUCUUAUGCGGAUAUGUGGAGAACUUUCUUACAUUAUGGGAGGGUGUUUGAUAUUUAUUGUCCAAACAGGAGAAGCAGGAAUGGAACCAGGUUUGGGUUCGUAAGGUUUUUGGAAGUUAAGGACAGAAAGGAGUUGGAACGGAAACUGGACCAGAUCUGGGUUAAUGACAUGAAGUUAUGGGUUAACAGUCCGAGGUAUGAUGUUGAAAAGAUCAGAAGCAAGCAGAGAAGAAUCAGCGGGGAAGGGACAUCUCAGUUGCAAGCUCAUAAUUAUGUUGAGGCCAGGGAAGAAAAAAUCAGUGGAGAAAGGAUGCCUCAGAAGCAAAAAAGAAGUUAUGCUGAGGUGGUGAAAGAUAAUCAGAGGAAAAGAUUUUGUGAAGAAGAUAACACCCAAAAUCAGUCAAUCCAGGAAAGAAGUAAUAGCAGAAUCAGAUUCGGGCCUCAUAAUAGGGAGCCAAGGAAAAGAUGGCAGGAGAAAGGAAGGAGAGAAGACUGGGUAGGGAUGGAAUACAAUAUUAAUCCGGAAGAAUAUUCAUGGCUCAAAGGGUGUUAUGUGGGCACAGUGUACUCAAUAGAUAUGGUCCGGAAUUUACAAGAGAAAUUUUACAUGGAAGGGUAUUUUUCUUGUAAAAUCGUUGCGAUGGGAGGAAGAUUAGUCUUAUUGGACUGUGAGGACAAGGAGGAACUUAAGGAUCUGGUGGAGAUGGCAGCAGAAUGGCUAGGGCAAUGGUUUGAAAAAGUGUGCCCUUGGACACCAGAAACAGUUGCCAAUGAGAGAUUCGUAUGGAUGAGAUGUCAAUGGGCACCGCUGAACGUCUGGGGAGCUGAUUUCUUUCAAAAAAUGGGCAGUUCGUGGGGGAAAUUCAUAUGCUUGGAUGAUAGUACAAGCAAAAAGAAGAGAUUUGACAUUGCUAGAUUUUUAAUAUCCACCCCGAUUUCAAACUCAAUCUCAGUUUUGAGGCGAAUCAAGAUUAACGGGAUCAUUUACAACAUUAAAUUCACUGAGGAAGAGUUCACUAAUAGCUUCUUUUCGUUGAAGCAAGACUUUAUGCCUUCUUUCCAAAGUGAUUCAGAGGAACAGGAGAUGUGGUCAACGGAGAGUGAAAUGGAAGAGCAGAAUCCCGAAAAUGCAGGGGAUGAGAUGCAGGAGGAAGUCGAAGGUUACCAGGAAGAAGAUGAUGACGUGGUAAGAAGCUGUGGGAAAAAGGUGAGAACGGCUCAAAGCCAAAAAAAGACAGCAAUGUCAGAAAUCAGUAGAAUCGGUGGAAGACAGCUUGCAACAAAUUCAAAAUUUGAAAAUAGUGGGAAGAAACGGAGGGGCAGAGACGGAGAGCAAAUAUCAAGGGAAGCUGUCAUCAGCAAUGAGCCCGAAAGGGGAGAAUGGGGCGGAAGCAGCUUGGGGGUAAUUGAAUCAAAAGCAAAGGGUAUUAUGGAUUUUUCCAGAGUUGAAGACUCUGCAGAGGAUAACACCGAGGAAGAUGCAGAUCUGGUCUGGAAAGGAUAUGUGAGUGAAAGUGGAAGCAUGCAGAGAGGGAAGAGUAAGCUAAGCGAAGGAAUCACCAAAAGGAAGGGCCAACGGGUAAGAAAUUGCAGCUCUGUCUAUUUAAAUACACAUGAAAUGGACAGGGUAAGAGGGAGAAGCCGAGGCCGAGGCAGGGGUAAGCAGAUCGGAUUGUCGAGGGUGAGGAGUUCAAUGCCAGAUUUUGAGCCAAACCCGAACGGGAAAGUUGCAGGAGAUUCUGUAGGUGAUUCCGAGAUUCAUCAGCGCAACAAGGCUCUAAAGAAGAAGUUGCAGAUCGGAUUUGCCAAAGAAAUAUGGGAGCUUGCAAAGCAAUUGGGGGCAACGACGGAGGAUGAGGAGGAGAUAAUUCGGAGGAUUGAAGAGAUGGAGAACAGAGAUAGACAAGGAAAAGUGACCGAGGGAAACCAAAAGGAAAUCGGUAGCAAGAAGGAGGAAACUCCAGUAUGCAUUUUAAACAUUUAUUCCCCUUGCCAUUUAACGGGAAAGAGAGAAUUAUGGGAGGAACUGUAUAACCUGAUUAUAAGCAAAAAAGGGUGCUGGUGCUUGUCAGGAGAUUAUAAUUCAGUUAGAAGAGUAGAGGAAAGGGCAGGGUGUCAUGGGGUGUCCAGAGAAAUGAAGGAAUUUGAUGAGUUUAUUUUGAGAUCCGAAUUGAUUGAUUUGCCUUUGGUGGGAAGGAAGUUUACUUGGUACAACUCCAAUGGUAAGCAGAUGAGUAGAAUAGAUAGAUUCCUGGUUUCAGAAGACUGGAUUGCCAAAUGGAGUGAUAUUAAGCAGUGGGGGUUAAGGAGAACAGUAUCAGAUCAUUGCCCAAUCCUAUUGAAGAAUGAAAAGGUAGAUUGGGGCCCAAAACCUUUCAAAUUCUUCGACAGCUGGCUGGAACAACCAGGAUGCAAAGAGCUAGUUACAAAUUCGUGGAAAUCCACAGAAGUAAAGGGGUGGAGGGGCUUUAUUCUUAAAGAAAAAUUGCAGAGAACAAAGAAAGUCCUGAAGGAGUGGAGUGCUAAAUCGGUGACUGAGAUGGACAAAAGAAUAAAGGAUGCUGAAAACAUGAUAGCCGAGAUAGAUGAGAAAGGAGAGAUCAAUCAACUAGCCACAGAUGAGAUUGAGUUGAGGAGAAAUAGCUUUCUUGAAUUAUGGAAGAAUUUAAGAAUCAAGGAGAGGAUGUCGCAACAAAAAUCAAGAAAGAUGUGGCUAAAAGAAGGAGAUGCGAACACAAGAUUCUUUCACAGUUGCAUCCAAGGAAGGAGGAGAAGAAGUGAAAUUAACUCCAUACAGAUAGAUGGUGAGCAGUUCACUGGAGUGACAAAAAUUAAAGAAGAGGUGGCGAGGUAUUUCCAAUCAUUAUUCUCAGAAGAAGGAUGGAAGAGACCAAAGUUAGAUGGGGUCAGUUUCAAACAGAUAUCGCAAGAGGAUAACGAGCUUCUCACGAAAGGAUUUUCAGAGGAGGAAGUAAAAGAAGCAAUAUGGGAUUGUGAUUCUGCCAAAUCUCCAGGCCCAGAUGGAUUUAAUUUUAGAUUCAUUAAGGAAAUGUGGGAAGUUAUAAAGCCGGAGGUAGUUGCUUUCAUUCAGGAGUUUCACAAACAUGGUAGAAUUGUCCGUGGAGCCAAUGCAUCCUUCGUUGUGUUAAUCCCAAAGACAGAAAACCCCCAGAGAAUUGAAGAGUAUAGACCCAUUUCUCUUAUAGGGGUCAUGUACAAGAUCAUAGCAAAGCUGUUAGCGAACAGGCUGCGAAAGGUGCUAACCAAAGUCAUCGGGGAGCAGCAGAUGGCUUUUAUUGGGGGUAGACAACUAGUAGAUGGGGUUAUCAUUGCAAAUGAAGUCAUAGAUGAGGUUAAAAGGAAGAAGAAGAGUUGCUUCAUUUUUAAAGUAGACUUUGAGAAAGCCUAUGACAAAGUAUGUUGGGAAUUUUUGGAUUACAUGAUGAUGCGGUUGGGAUUUAAUGAAACAUGGAGGAGAUGGAUAUCGGAGUGCCUAAAGUCAAGUUCGGUUUCUGUUCUUAUAAAUGGUAGUCCAACGAGCCAAUUCUCGGUUAGCAAAGGCAUACGACAAGGUGACCCGUUAUCGCCAUUUCUUUUCUUGAUAGUGGCAGAAGGAUUGAAUGGCUUAAUGACCUCGGCAGUGGAAAAAGAAAUUUAUAAAGGAGUGAGGGUAGGGAAUGAAGGUGUCAUGGUGUCACAUCUACAAUUCGCGGAUGACACGGUAUUCUUCGGGGAGGCAUCGGAAGAUAACAUAAGAGUGGUGAAGACUGUUUUGAGGAUCUUCGAGUUGGCUUCAGGACUUAAGAUCAAUUUCAGGAAAAGCCAUGUGAUGGGGGUGGGAGUAGCAGAGAGUUGGCAAACAGAAAUGGCAUAUAGAUUGCACUGUAAAGAAGGAGAACUCCCAUUUAAAUAUCUGGGAAUCCCAAUAGGGGGGAACAACAGAAGGAAAGCAAUGUGGCAACCAAUGAUACAAGCAGUUGAGAGGAAACUAGCCAGCUGGAAGGGCAGAUACCUUUCUAUGGGAGGUCGUAUCACGCUCAUCAAUUCAGUGUUGUCUUCCUUGCCCGUGUUCCUAAUGUCAGCCUACGUAAUUCCAAAAGGUACACUCCUAUCAAUAGAUAAAAUACGUAGACGUUUUUUAUGGGGCGGGGGGGCGGAGGAGAGGAAAAUAAAUUGGGUAAGUUGGAGGGAUGUAUGUAAAAGUAAAGAUGAGGGAGGGCUGGGAGUGAGAGUUUUGAGGAAGUUUAAUUUGGCAUUGAUGGGGAACUGGUGGGGACGGUUAGCAAAAAUGGAGGAAGGACUAUGGAUGAAAAUAAUAUCAGCGAAAUAUGGUAUGGGUGGGAAGCAUUGGAUGGAUUGGAUUAAAGAUAACAAUGGAAGGGGAUCCUUAUGGUGGAGAGAUGUGUGUUGCCUAGAUAGAGUGAAUGAGGAGAGUGUAGGAUGGCUGUCGGAGGGUUUUAGAAUGAAAAUUGGGGACGGAAAUUCAGCAAGCUUUUGGUGGGAUGAUUGGGGAGGGGAGGGUUGCCUUGCUAACAAAUUUCCUAGGUUGUAUAUUCUAUCAACAGGAAAGGAGAAAACAUGCAAUCAAAUGGGUAACUUAAGGAGUGGAUCGUGGAAAUGGAAGUUAUCAUGGAGGAGAAAUCUUUUCGAAUGGGAAGAUGAAGAGGUCGUCGAUCUAGAAAGAAUGAUAGAGGGCACUAAGAUUACUCAAGGCAGACCUGACAAGUGGGAAUGGAUUCACGACAAGGAAAGGCAAUACUCAUCAAAAUCAGCAUACCACAUAUUAGCAACUGAUCAAAGCGGACCUAAUGGAUCUACAAUUUUUAAAAGAACAUGGAACACAACACUCCCGACCAAAGUAUCAGCUUUCAACUGGCAGUUAAUGUUGGAUAGAAUACCAACCAAGGUGAAUUUGUUGAAAAGAGGGAUUAUUAAAGACAUGGAGGAGAGUAAGUGUGUUGUAUGUGAAGAACAAGAAGAGGACUCAGCACAUCUAUUCUUAAGGUGCAAGCUGACUCGAUGGCUGUGGGAAGCAUGCGCCCAAUGGUGGGGGGCCGAGGCAAAACUCGAUAUCGACUGUUUAAAGACAUUUGAAAAAUUUGGAGAUUGGAGCAAAGAGGCACGAACAAGACAAGGAUGGGAUUGCCUAUGGAGCACGGUUGUGUGGACUGUGUGGCUUGCUCGCAAUCAGAAAAUUUUCCAGCAUAAAGAGAUAAGUGCGAGGAAGUUGUUCGAAUUAAUUCAAUUGAGAUCUUUCAUAUGGAUUAAAGCAAAAAAUGACAGGUAUGCCUUCACUCUUUCUGAUUGGCUUCUCAAUCCUGUUGAUUGCAUAAAGGUUAGUUGUAGAAGGAGGAAAGCCAUCAAAGGCAAAGCCGGAUGUAAUGUAAUGGCUUCUUGAUUGCUUUAUUAGUAUCUACGGUAGGUAGUUGGAAAUAGAAUCUUGUGCUUUGAUUGGUAGGAUAUUAAUUACUGUUUUGAGGAUGUUGUUGGACAUUCUUCACUGUAGGUUCAUUGGAAGCAUUGAGCAAAUAACUGACUCUACUUGGAAUAAAGAUAGAGUCAGUAG